CAAAAAAACGAGAUCGGCCAUUUUGUCGUCUUUUCUUUGGGAAAAAAAAAAAUAACAGUAGAUCUAUCUAGAUUCUAGAUCUAUCUGCAUUCUUUACCCUUUAAAUAUUAAUUGACUGGCCGCCAGUAGGCCUUUCCAAGCAUGAAUGCCUCUCUCAAAUCCACUUAAACGUACCUUAUCUGAGGAAAACAAAUCUGAUUGCAAAAAGAUUCGUUGUGGCGAAGAGCACAAGAAACUGCGCGAUUCUGAUGCAGAGGAAGCAGCUGAAAAUUUGCUAAAAUUAGCCAUGGCUGAUCCACAAAGUCAGAAAAAAGCAAAUUUUUCAGCUCUAAAUUCCUCAAAUUCAAAUGGAAUUAAUAAAACUAACCAAGCUGUUGGAGUGUCCAAUAAACCAGGCACUGCUAAAAAGCUGGUGAUCAAGAAUUUCAAAGAUAAACCAAGCAUGCCUGCCAACUUUCAAGAAGUCACUUGGGAAAAGUUGCAGGGUGCUGUAGAUGCUAUCCACAGUAGCUGCUCUAUUCGCUACAGUCUGGAGGAACUAUACCAAGCAGUGGAGAAUAUGUGCAGUUACAAGAUGGCCACUGGUCUCUAUUCACAACUAAUGACACGAUGCCAGAAGCAUGUUCGUGCUAACUUGGGACAGUUUUUAGCUGAAACUUUGGAUUAUGAACAGUUUCUGAAACUUAUUGACAAUUGCUGGCAAAAUCACUGCAGGCAGAUGAUUAUGAUAAGGAGUAUUUUCCUCUUCUUGGAUAGGACUUAUGUGCUUCAGAAUUCAUCCAUUCUUUCUAUAUGGGAUAUGGGCCUAGACCUAUUCCGCCAGCAUAUUAUAUCAGAUAAAGUUGUAGAGUCUAGGACAGUAGAUGGUUUACUAAAGCUGAUAGAACGAGAGAGGAAUGGAGAGGCAGUUAACAGGCAGCUGUUAAAGAGUCUUUUAAGGAUGUUGUCUGAUUUAAAUAUAUACCAAAAAGCUUUUGAGAAAAAAUUCUUAGAAGCCACAGAAAUGCUGUAUGCAGCUGAAGGUCAAAGGCUGGUGCAAGAAAGAGAGGUAUCUGAAUAUUUACUUCAUGUUGAUAAACGACUUGCAGAAGAAAAUGAAAGACUUUUGCUCUAUCUUGAUCAGUCCACAAAGAAACCUUUAAUUUCUUGUGUGGAAAAACAUUUAUUGGAAAAUCAUAUGAAACAAAUUCUACAGAAAGGUUUAGAUCAAUUGUUGGAUGAAAACAGAAUCUCUGACCUCAGUCUACUGUUUAAACUUUUUAACAGAGUCAAAGAUGGGCUGAAAUAUUUAAGGCUGGAGUUUGCAGCAUAUAUAAAAAAAACUGGUCGAGUUAUUGUGGUGAACCCUAACAAUGAUCCAGAAAAAGAUAAGGACAUGGUCCAGCAACUAUUAGAUUUCAAAGACAAAAUAGACAAUGUGAUAUUAGAGUGUUUUGAGAGAAAUGAUAAAUUUAUCAACUCCAUGAAGGAGAGCUUUGAAUCUUUUAUCAACCAGAGACAGAAUAAACCUGCUGAAUUGAUAGCUAAAUAUGUAGAUUCAAAAUUAAGAGCUGGAAAUAAGGAAGCAACAGAGGAAGAGCUGGAGAAAUUAUUAGAUAAAAUUCUUGUCAUAUUUAGGUUUAUACAUGGCAAAGAUGUAUUUGAAGCCUUCUACAAGAAAGAUUUGGCUAAAAGGUUAUUGGUGGGCAAAAGUGCUUCUGUUGAUGCAGAGAAAUCCAUGCUGUCUAAACUUAAACAAGAAUGUGGAGCCGCCUUUACAAGUAAACUGGAAGGGAUGUUUAAAGACAUGGAACUAUCGAAAGAUAUCAGCCUUGCCUUCCGUCAGAGCCUUCAGUACACAAAUGACUCUAUAGAUCUCACUGUCAAUAUUUUAACACAAGGUUACUGGCCAGCAUAUCCACUUGUUGAAGUUCAUCUACCUAGUGAAAUGUUGCGCUUCCAAGAGGUCUUUAAGAAAUUUUAUUUAGGGAAGCACAGUGGUAGAAAACUUCAGUGGCAGCCCACCUUAGGUCAUUGUGUCCUAAAAGCUGAAUUUAAUAAUUAUACAACGAGGAAAGAAAUUCAAGUGUCUCUGUUACAGACUUUGUGUUUGCUUUUGUUUAAUGAAGCUGAUGAGUAUUCCUUCUCUGACAUUAAAACAGCUACUGGCAUUGAUGAACAGGAGUUGAAAAGAACAUUGCAGUCAUUAGCUUGUGGCAAGGCUCGUGUUAUCUACAAAAAUCCCAAGGGCAAAGAUGUGAAUGACACAGAUACUUUCCAUUUUGCGGAUGACUUCAAACACAAGUUGUAUAGAAUCAAAAUAAACCAAAUUCAAAUGAAAGAAACGCAAGAAGAAAAUACAAGCACCACUGAAAGGGUUUUCCAGGAUCGCCAGUACCAGGUAGAUGCUGCCGUUGUUCGCAUCAUGAAGACACGCAAGACCCUCAGUCACAACUUACUUAUUUCAGAACUCUUUAACCAGCUUAAAUUUCCAGUUAAGUCUGCAGAUUUAAAAAAGCGAAUUGAGUCACUGAUUGAAAGAGAAUACAUGGAGAGGGACAAAGACAAUCCUAACACUUACCAUUAUGUGGCAUAAGUUCUAUUCAGAGUGAGUGUGUAUGAAGUGUGGCAUUGGAACAGUUGUACUAUUUUGUUUGCAUUGUAUUUUAAAAUGUCAUUGCAGUUGUCAUCUCCAGUUCAAGAAAUGACAUGUCAUUUUUCUUUGAUCAUCUGCAUUUGUUUUCACCAAAUUGAUUUGAAAUUAUAAAAAUAAUAAUUAUACCUUUGAAAGAUUUUUGUGUCCAUUUUUUGUGUGUGCAUUCAAUGAUUGAAACAAACCCAGCUUGUGAACAGUCUGCAUUAGUUUAUCCUUCUGUCACAUGGUUUUGAAUAUCACCAGUUUAUAUAGUUUGACCACAAAUGGCAUGUUCAUUUCUUUUUUUUUUUCCAAAUGCCAUAGAAAAAAAAAGCAAACUUUGCUUGUUAAUAGUGAUAUUGUUUUGACAAUAAUGUAGUUAAUCAGAUAGUUUCUUUACUUCAAUAGUGACUUCCCAUAGGUAAGGCUUGACAGUAAUAGAUAUUGGUGCUUCAAAUACAAAUGGUUCAUUUGUUUAUUUAUGUGAUAGGAGGUAGAUCAUAUACUCAGCUUCACUUUUCAAUUACUGGUGAAGAUGAGUUUGCCUGUUAUUGAGACCAGUUGUGUUUUGUGAUCAUCUCAAUGACAAAAUGUUUUUGUAAGGUUUCAUCAUUAUUGAUUGAAAGUCAGGGCUUCAGCUUAACAUUGUGAUAACAGCAAUCAUAGGAACAUUUGGGGCUAUUUGUAAACACACCAUUUAUUAGCACUUGUUCUAUAGCUCAAAGCCACACUGCCCAAUUGAUGGUGACAGUGUUAGCAAGGUGUGGUUGGUUCUAAAGUUAGUGCUUCAGUUUCAAACCUCUGCCCUUUAGCAAGAAGAUGAUCAGAAACAUGUUUUUUUUUUUUGGCAUUUAACUUAUACUGCCCUUGUCAGUUAUGCUGUUUUUUUUUUGUAGAUAAAUAUCCAAUGUACCUGUAGAAAAUGAGAUUGGAUUAUGGUAUUUACAUGUAAUGGUAGUUGUUUUAAAAGUAUACAAGAUUGUUUUAUGCAACUGAAUUUGACAUGCUACAGUACUGUCUGUAGACAUUUGAAUAAGUAAAUCCCAUUCUUUUACCAAAUUAAAUAUUUAAGAUCUAGUUGAUCACAAACUCUACUGUAAAUCUUGUGUUGGUUGAUGCUAAAAUAAUUAAAUAAGCAGUUAGAGGUAAGACAAAUGCUUACAAUAAACAUUACAUUUAAAUAUUUAAAAUUAAUAUUCACAAAUGUUUUUGAUGUCUCUCUGUACAGUUGUAUGUAAAUAUGUUGAAUACAUUGUCAAAUAAAAGUUUCUCCAUAACAA
Messenger RNA from Biomphalaria glabrata, 3894 nucleotides. Its product is annotated as cullin-4A-like. The record is from RefSeq and is a predicted model, not a curated record. Lineage: Eukaryota; Metazoa; Mollusca; Gastropoda; Planorbidae. The transcript is spliced from 22 exons. Gene Ontology annotation, cellular component: Cul4-RING E3 ubiquitin ligase complex. Gene Ontology annotation, molecular function: ubiquitin protein ligase binding. Gene Ontology annotation, biological process: DNA damage response; protein ubiquitination; ubiquitin-dependent protein catabolic process. The coding region runs from base 146 to 2575 and encodes 809 amino acids.